Molecule: messenger RNA, 1544 nt
Organism: Panicum virgatum (switchgrass)
Lineage: Eukaryota; Viridiplantae; Streptophyta; Magnoliopsida; Poales; Poaceae
Product: short-chain dehydrogenase TIC 32 B, chloroplastic-like
Exons: 6
Coding region: 185-1249 (354 amino acids)
Source: RefSeq, a predicted model, not a curated record
CCCCCCCCCCGAGCUUUAUAUAAAUGCCGCCGGGUUGGCGCCUUAACUGCUCCGUACCCCCGAGCGCAGCGCACCGCCGAGCCUCUCUCCUCCCUCCCGCCCGUCCAUCACAGAGCGAGACACAGACCCAAGAAGCAAAGCAAGCUGCUGCUCCGCGCCCGGUCGCUCGCCGGCCAACCUGCCCAUGCUGCAGGCGGUGCGCUACCUGCUGGGCUCCCCCGGCGCCACGGGCUUCGGGUCCAAGUCCACGGCCGAGGACGUGACGGCCGCGUGCCCGGACCUCGCCGCGCUCACCGCCAUCAUCACCGGCGCCACGUCGGGCAUCGGGGCCGAGACGGCGCGGGUCCUCGCCAAGCGUGGCGCGCGGGUCGUCAUCCCGGCCCGCAGCGUCAAGGCCGCUGAGGACAUGCGCGCGCGCAUCCGCGACGAGUGCCCCGGCGCCGACGUCCUGGUGCUGCCGCUGGACCUCAGCUCGCUCGCCUCCGUCCGAGCCUUCGCCGACCGAUUCCUCGAGCUCGGCCUGCCGCUCCACCUCCUCAUAAACAAUGCCGGCAAGUUCUCGCACGGGCAGCUUGCGCUCUCGGAGGACGGCGUCGAGAUGACCUUCGCCACCAACUACCUCGGCCACUUCCUGCUGACGAAGCUGCUGCUGGGGCGGAUGGCGGAGACGGCGGCGGCGACCGGCGUGCAGGGCCGCAUCGUCAACGUGUCGUCCAGCGUGCACGGCUGGUUCGCCGGCGACUGGGCCGAGUACCUCGACCUCGUCACCCGACGCAAGAUAGCCUACGACGCGACGCAGGCGUACGCGGUGUCCAAGCUCGCCAACGUGCUGCACACCAGGGAGCUCGCCGCGCGCCUGCAGGAAACGGGGGCCAAUGUGACGGUGAACUGCGUCCACCCGGGCAUCGUCAGGACCCGCCUCAACCGCGACCGCGACGGCAUCCUCACAGGUACACACUGUCAUGUCAUCAACUACUCACUCAUCAUGCAUCUACUGCCUCUGCAUGGAAUAACUUUCCUUAUUUUUUUUUCUGGGGGCGUCUGCAUGCAGAUCUGGUGUUCUUGCUGCUGUCCAAGCUGCUCAAGACGAUCCCUCAGGCUGCGGCGACCACGUGCUACGUGGCGGCCCACCCGAGGGUGGCCGGCGUGUCCGGCCGCUACUUCGCCGACUGCAACGAGGCGCUGCCGUCGCCGGCCGCCACCAACUGCCACGAGGCCGCGCGGCUCUGGCGCAUCUCCGAGGCCCUGACAUUCCCGGCGGCGGCGCACACAGCAGCAUCGGCUUCGCCGCCCCGUCCAACGCCAACCUGAUGGCGCGCGGCAUUAGCCGCAGUCCAUGCCAAACUUACUUGUGUAGUACAGUAGUACUUAUACAUAUAUACUAGCAUUGCAUUAUUAGCCAUUACCCAUUAGUGCAUGCAUUACUAUAAUGAAUACAAGCACUAGUAUACUCCAACAGCUAUACUGUACUCUGUCAUUAGCACUAGUUCCUUCCCUGCCUUUGUGAAGAAGAGAGACUUUCAAAGAGGCUGUCUGUACUGUAC